AUGCUUGUACCCCGUUUCCAUACAUUUGCAGGCAUUUUUGCCUGUAGCAUCUCUCCAGGUCGAGCUCUAGUAUCAACACAAAGGCGGUUAUUCAGUUCGACUGCUCUGAAGAGUCAUUUUGACGUCCCCACAGAAAACACACAAAAGAAAUCAUCAAACCUUGACCACGGGUCGACGACACUAUUAGUUUGCGGAGAUGGGGAUUUGUCAUAUUCUGCAGGGAUUGCCGAAAAACUCGCAAAGUCCAAUAUCAAUAUGGUAGCAACAGUGUUGGAAGAAGAAAAUAUUCAUCAAACAGUCUACAAGCGUUCUUUGGAGAACUCGGAAUCCAUAUGCAAGCACGAGGGGCACGAGCUUCGCUUUGGCAUUGACGCGACAAAACUCGAAGAAUUCUUUCCCACAACAAGGUUUGACUUUAUCGAGUUCAACUUUCCACAUUGGAGAGGAAAAACGAAUCACCGACAUAACCGUCAACUGCUGUCUGAUUUCUUGCAAAGUGCGUCCCAUGUCGUCAAGCCAGAUGGAGAAAUUCGGGUCGCCCUGUGUGAUGCACAAGGAGGAAUGCCCGCUGCCAGUAUUGAAGAAUGGAAACGAAGCUGGAUGGCUGCAAUGUAUGCAGGAUCUCAUGGUCUGCUGUUGAAGAAACUUGAGCCGUAUGCACCAGACUACGAGCUUUCGUCUCAUCGUGGAGUUGAUCGACCGUUUUGGUUGGGUGACUCGCCUCAGCAGUACACCUUCUCCCUACCCGAUGGAGAUGUUAUUGACGAAGAAUUGCAAAUUAGCUGUCGCCAUGAGCUACGAAUCAGUCUGGAUGACAAACUCGAACAAUGCCCUGUAUCCUAUGAGGAAAUUGUCGUUGGUGACGCUGUCGAAAAACUUGUCCAGCCAUUCAUCCCGGAUGGAAUUGACUUUCAAAUCGCAGCAAGAGAACUGUUGACAUCUGAUAAUAAGCUAAAGGCUGGAGACCCUCCACUUGCAGUCUUUCUGCUAAACUACAGUGGAGCGAGUAUGCCUCUUUCCCGACAAGAUGCCGACGAAAUACGGAAGAACAUUGAAGCGACGGUCGCUAAUGAAUGGAAACUUGAUAUUGCCAAAAAGGGACGCAUGGUCAGCAAGCCGUACCCUUCCGUCUUGCUACCAUCUCUGAUACGCGAUAUAGCUGUUAUUUGUUAG
This is a messenger RNA of Cylindrotheca closterium, 1173 nucleotides long. The record is from the annotation of a GenBank genome assembly. NCBI's taxonomy places the organism in Eukaryota, Bacillariophyta, Bacillariophyceae, Bacillariales, Bacillariaceae.